Molecule: messenger RNA, 303 nt
Organism: Macadamia integrifolia
Lineage: Eukaryota; Viridiplantae; Streptophyta; Magnoliopsida; Proteales; Proteaceae
Exons: 1
Coding region: 1-303 (100 amino acids)
Source: RefSeq, a predicted model, not a curated record
AUGGGUAAUUGCUUGGAGACAAGUAGAAGAAGCCAACACAAACAAGAGGAACAGCAAGAGAGACAUGAAGCAGAAAGAAAUGGAAGAGAUGGAUUCAUUAAAGAAGGUGAAGGUGGUGGUCUCAGGGUGAAGAUAGUAUUGACAAAGGAGGAGCUGGAGUGGUUGAUGUUGCAGUUGAAGGAGAAGAGAGGGAAGAGAUUAGAAGAUUUAUUAGAAGAGUUGGAGAAGUGGAGAGGAAGAACUGAUUCAUGGAAACCCUCUUUGGAGAGUAUCAGGGAGAAUCCUGAAGUACAAGAGUCCUGA